Messenger RNA from Spea bombifrons (plains spadefoot toad), 1106 nucleotides. It is a transcript of the gene CDIPT, whose product is annotated as CDP-diacylglycerol--inositol 3-phosphatidyltransferase. Gene Ontology annotation, cellular component: membrane; Golgi apparatus. Lineage: Eukaryota; Metazoa; Chordata; Amphibia; Anura; Pelobatidae. Gene Ontology annotation, biological process: phosphatidylinositol biosynthetic process. The record is from RefSeq and is a predicted model, not a curated record. Gene Ontology annotation, molecular function: CDP-diacylglycerol-inositol 3-phosphatidyltransferase activity. Bases 180 to 833 code for a protein of 217 amino acids. The transcript is spliced from 6 exons.
GGGGAAGCCGAAUAUUCCGAUAGCCCGCACGCUAUGCGAGUCUGAGCGUGGACCGCUGAAGCUGAGAUCUGCGCACCCCUCUCCGCGUUCCGGACUUGGACGGGCUCCUGUGGGACCGGCCCGUGACGUCAGGGGAGAGGGCGGUGACGUCAGAAAGUGUUACAGCUCCAGUCGGCAAGAUGUCGGAGAAUAUAUUCCUGUUCGUCCCGAACCUCAUAGGUUACGCGCGAAUUCUUUUCGCAUUUAUAGCUUUUUAUUUCAUGCCGAGCUCCCCCCUCGUGGCCGCCACGUUCUAUCUGCUCAGCGGCCUUCUGGACGCCUUUGAUGGACACGCAGCCCGCCUGCUCAACCAGGGUACGAAGUUCGGGGCCAUGCUGGACAUGCUGACCGAUCGCUGCGCCACGAUGUGUCUUCUGGUGAAUCUGUCGCUCCUCUACCCGGCGCACGCCCUGCUCUUCCAGCUCAGCAUGAGCCUCGACAUCUCCAGCCACUGGCUGCACCUUCACAGCUCCACCCUGAAGGGCAGCGAGAGUCACAAAGCCAUCGAUCUGUCCGGGAACCCCGUUCUGCGUCUCUACUACACGUCCCGGCCAGUCCUGUUCCUGAUGUGCGCCGGUAACGAGCUGUUCUAUUGUAUGUUGUACCUUCUGCACUUCUCAGAGGGACCGGCAGUGGCGUUGGGGCCGCUCGGGGCCGUCGGCAUCUUCCGGUUGGUGCUUUGGCUUUCCUUCCCGGUGUCGAUCCUGAAGUCUCUCAUCAGCCUCCUCCACCUGGUCACGGCUUCCUGUAACAUGGCGGCCAUCGAUGUGGCCGAGCGUUCCAAGAAGAAGUGAGUCCGGCGUCUCUGAGCCGCUGCCCGUUACCCGCUGCCCGUUACCCGCUGCCCGUUACCCGCUGAUCGUUCCAUAUUUAUACCCCACGCCCACGAGGACCGGACCCUCCGCCGACCGCUUCAAUGUGCCGAGGGUUGUUGGGUAACUGGCGGUGAAGGAGUUAAAUGGCCUCGCAGAGGAUUCAUGGAUGGGGGGGGUCCUCUCCGGUUACUGAAUUAUUUUAAUGGUAAAAGUGUUAUUUUUUAUAUUUAUGAUUAAAACCGUUCUGUGUUU